AUGGGGAAAAGAAAACGUUCUUUCCGUCCACCACCUACUUAUGAGACAGGAAAUGAUAAGUUUGACGAUCAAGGUGGAAAAAUAAAGGAGAUCACCACCUGGGACGAUGUAGAGCACGAUUCAGAAGAUGACUAUGAUUUCUUGGAAUUAGAUGGCGAAUCAUUGGAGUCCAGUAUGGUAUUUAUUCAUUAUAAUUUAAUUGACCUUAUUCCACACAUACAACAAUACGAAUAUAAUUUCUCCUUAGAUUGA
Racocetra fulgida is the source of this 252-nucleotide messenger RNA. The record is from the annotation of a GenBank genome assembly. NCBI's taxonomy places the organism in Eukaryota, Fungi, Glomeromycota, Glomeromycetes, Diversisporales, Gigasporaceae.